Lathyrus oleraceus (garden pea) is the source of this 3648-nucleotide messenger RNA. RefSeq names its product disease resistance protein RUN1-like. Gene Ontology annotation, molecular function: ADP binding; protein binding. NCBI's taxonomy places the organism in Eukaryota, Viridiplantae, Streptophyta, Magnoliopsida, Fabales, Fabaceae. The transcript has 7 exons. The record is from RefSeq and is a predicted model, not a curated record. Gene Ontology annotation, biological process: defense response; signal transduction.
AUGUGUGGUCGUAAGUCAAAUUCCAAUUUGAGCAUCUCGAGUCAGGCUGCAUUUGCCGCUACUUCAUCUGAGUUGAUCAUCUUGAGUCAGGGUGCAUCUGCUUCUAGUUCACCAGAUUUGAACAUCUUGAGUCAGGAUGCAUUUUCUGCCAGCUCAUCUGAUUUGAACAUCUCGAGUCACGGUGCAACUGCUGAUAGCUCAUCUGAUAUGAACAUCUUGAGUCAUGGUGCAACUGCUGAUAGCUCAUCUGGUAUGAACAUCUUGAAUGAGUGUGAAACCUCUAGUUCAUCUUUGGUUUCUGACAACAUCAAAAACAAUAGAUAUGAUGUGUUCAUCAGUUUUAGAGGUUCUGACACGCGCAACACCUUUGUCGACCAUCUCUACGCUCAUCUCACCGGAAAAGGUAUUUUUACUUUCAAAGAUGACACACAGCUUCACAAAGGUGGAUCCAUUUCAACUCAACUUCGACAUGCAAUCAAAAACUCACGUGUUUCUAUAGUUGUUUUCUCAGAAGAUUAUCCCAACUCAACCUGGUGUUUGGAUGAAAUGGCUACUAUUGUUAAUUGUUGUAGAAAGGCAAAACAAAUUGCUUUACCUAUUUUCUAUGAUGUUGAUCCAUCUCAUGUUCGAAGACAAAAUGGUGCGUAUAGGAAUGCCUUUGAUUUUCACACUAAGACAUUCGAAUCUAAUCCACACAAGGUUGAUGGAUGGAAGAGAGACAUGACCUAUUUGGCCGAAAUUGCUGGUUACGAUAUCAGGAACAAGCCAGAAGUUCAAGAGAUUAAAAACAUUGUUCAGUCAAUAACAAAGAAGUUGGAUCAUAGAUUCUUACCGAGUCUUGAUGACCUUAUAGGAAUACAACCUCGUAUAGAAGAACUAGAGAUCCUUUUGAAACUAAGAUCAAUAUCAGAUGAUGAUAGUUGUCAAGUUUUAGGAUUAUGGGGUAUGGAUGGGAUAGGAAAGACAACUCUUGCGAAAGUUUUGUAUGACAGAAUCUCAUACCAAUUUGAUGCUUCUUGUUUCAUUGAAAACGUUAGCAAAAGUUAUGAAGAUGGUGGCGCUAUUUCUGUACAGAAACAGAUUAUCCAUCAAACGAUAAAGGAUUCUUUUUCAGAAGGAUACAGUCCUUCUCAAAUAUCUGGAGUUAUAACAAGGCUAUACAACAUGAAGGUCCUUAUAGUUCUUGACGAUGUUGAUCAACUACUUGAGUUGAACAUAAAUCUUAAAAUGCUUCGUCCUGGAAGUAGAGUAAUCAUAACCACAAUAGAUGUGCAUAUUCUUGAACUGUAUGAAGCGGACACAAUUCACGAGAUUGGGUUGAUGAAUGACAUUAUUCCUAAGAUACUAAAAUAUGCUCAAGGUCUUCCAUUAGCAAUUAGAGUAAUGGGGUGUUUCUUGUAUAAGAGAAAUACGAGCCAAUGGAGAGCUACCUUGGAAGGGUUGGAGAAUAAUCCAGAAAGUGGUAUUAUGAAAGUUCUUCAAUCAAGUUUUGAGGGACUACAAGCAAGAGAGAGAGAAAUAUUCUUGCACAUUGCUUGCUUCUUUGAUGGGGAGAGGGAAGAUUUUGUAAAGAGAAUUCUACAUGCUUGUGGAUUGCAGCCUGAUAUUGGAAUUUUACUUAUUGCUGAAAAAUCAUUCAUAACCAUUAGAAACCAGGAGAUUUAUAUGCACAAAAUGUUACAAGUGUUGGGGAAGCAAAUUGUUCGAGAACAACAUCCUGAGCCAAGCUUAUGGACUAGAUUGUGGCUUUACAGUGAUUUCUAUGAUGCCAUGACUACACAACCGGUAGCAAUAAAAGCUGAAGCAAUAAUCAUAAAUCAAAAGGAAGAGGAGGUCUCCAAAUUCAAUGAGUUGAGCGGUGCAUAUUUAUCAAAAAUGGGAAAUUUGAAAGUGCUGAUACUAUAUCAUUCGCCUUUUUCCAAAAGACCUUUAUCUCUUUCUAAUUCCCUACGCUAUCUUUUGUGGAAUGGUUACCCUUUCAAUUCUUUGCCAAAUUUUAAUCCAUAUAAGCUUGUAGAAUUUAAUAUGCCUGAUAGCAACAUUGAACAACUAUGGACACACAUCCAGGAACUCCCCUAUUUAAAAAGGAUGGAUUUGAGCAAAUCCAAAAAUCUCAUCACAACUCCAUGCUUUGAAGGUAUGAAAAAUCUUGAGCGGCUAGAUCUUACAGGAUGCAUAAACUUAUCGACGGUUCAUCCGUCGAUAGGAGUUCUUACAAAACUUGUAUUCUUAAGUUUGCAACAGUGUAUCAAUCUAGUGAGCCUUGAUUUCGGCUUUGCACCAAGGGGGGAGUUUUUCUUGUAGUGAACCUCUCUGAGAGUUCUUCGUCUCUCUGAUUGUACAAAACUCAAACACACUCCAGACUUCACUGAAAUGCUACUCCUUCAGUAUCUCGACAUGGAUCGAUGCGCAAGUUUAUUCACCAUUCAUAAAUCCAUUGGAGCUCUUGAAAAGCUUAAAUUCUUAAGUUUAAGAGAGUGCAAAAAUCUAUUUAGAUUACCAGAGGAGUUUAACAUAUUGAGAUCUCUUACAACUCUAGAUCUCUAUGGAUGUUCUAAAUUUACCAAACUGCCACUAGGGCAAAUUUCUACUUCUCCUCUACAAUCUUUAGUUUAUUUAGACUUGAGUUUUUGCAAUAUUACUACAAUGCCUGAUGUUAUUGGAGGAUUAAGCUGUUUAGAAAGACUAAAUCUUCAAGGAAAUAAGUUUACUACACUUCCUUCCACCAUGAGUUAUCUUCGCAAUCUAUCGUAUUUAAACUUGUCUCAUUGUCAUCGGCUUCAAACUUUUCCCGAGCUACCGAUAGAAAGUGGUCGAUCAGAUCUAGCGGGGAGAUAUUUUAAAACAACGUCUGAAUCUCGUAAUCAUAGAUCGGGAUUAUAUAUUUUUGACUCUGCCAAUUACUACUGGGGUGAACCCUUCAUCUUGAACCAAUAUAUAUAUUGGCUCUUCACUACCUGGGUAAUAAGACUCGUUAAGGAACCUCUUCAUUAUCGAUGUGGCUUUGAUAUUAUUUUUCCUUGGCAUGUGGAAACUAAUGGUGUGUAUAAAGAUGGUGUUUUUUCAGAGUUGUUGUUCCACUUCCUUCAUCGGUUUAAUGGGGAUUCAAUAGUACGGAUAAAUAGCUCGGUUAUCGGUGUUGAUUGGGUUGGUUUUCUCUUUUGCGUAAGGUUUGAGUCGAAUAAUCAUAAUCAUAAUCAUGAAUCACCUUCUUCGCCGCCAUUGCCAUGUCCUUUUUAUCUUUCUUUUGAGAGUGAACACACUGAAGAACGAUUUGAUAUGCGAAUGAAUUUGGAACUUAACCAGGUUCAAGGUAGAAAUUAUAUUUGGAUGAUAUUUAUCUCUAGAGAACACUGCCAUUUUGUAGAAACAGGAGCAGAAAUAACAUUCAAAGCAUGCAAAGGUUUGGUUAUUAAGGAAUGGGGGUUGUGUGUCAUAACCAAUGAAGACGCGGAAGGAGAAGAAUGGAGACCAAGAACUGAUCUUGAUUUACAGGUUUUGGAAGUAAAAGAAAGCAGAAGUGGCAAUGAGUUUGAGCCUAAAAUUCAACUUCCUUAUAAUUGGUUAGUUUCUGACGAAGAUGAAGCCGAGACGGUUCAAGCCAAGGGGAAAGAAAUUGAUCUCUUUAAUCUUGGGCUUUACCUUUAA